GUCAAGAAGAUGCCUGAGGAUUAUCGUCACGGAGGCCCCACGGAGCCGCUCUACCACCAGCCGCCCACAGCGCUCGAGCCCCAGGACAGAUAUCUUUCGAAACGCUUGCACUGUGAAGCAGACACCACCACCAAACUUUUAUUUCCGACCAUGUACCAUGGCGGAUGCGUAGCCGGAGAAGUCCCAGGACUCGUGGCCGCCGGUGGGAACUCACUCACGUCACCUUAUUUUGCUCAGAACCAGCUCCGGAUGGCUCAGGCCGGUGGACGGAGGUUCUCCCCCCUGAGGCUUCCCCUGGGGGCUUCCGGAUCGUCCUGGAGGAGGUGCUCUUGGAGGUGCACCACAGUCGUCUUCGUUUGCGUCACUGUCUGCCUCGCUGCCGUCACCACCUUCCUUGCCACCUCCCACGUAGGACGGUGGCACACUUCGGAAGGAUGCUUAGGAAUGGGUGGCACCGACGACAGCGCCAACUCCUCCCCCGAUUUCAAUCUUCCGCCCCCACUGCAGCCUUCCUCUCCAGGUAACCACGCCCGCGGACACGCCUACGUGGCCGCCCGGGCUCCCCCUCCCUUCGUCAAUUCUUUGUCGAGCAUGAGUGUGGGUGUAGUGUCUGGCAGGGUGGUGGACGCCGCCCGUGCCAGGGGCUACACCCGUGCACGCCUCCCUGGCAUGGAUGUUCCUCACCUUCCCCUUCCCAGAGCACAUCCUGCACUUGUGGGUCUCUCUCGUGGGCGGGACGGAUGGGCGUACCCGUCGAGGCCGCCCCGCGCCACGCGCUGGAACCGUCGCUCGGCACGCUCCCCGCGCUCAGCCCAGCACGAGGGCGCGGCGACCCCUGGAGAUGCUAUUCCACUUUUAACCUCGCAGGAAGUUGUAGAUGAUAUGCAUGCUCAUUCUGCUUUAUCCUCUCUAGCAGAUAUUCCACAGGAAUUCACAGGCGUCGGCCAGACGGCUCCCCGGAAUGAGUUCGGCUCACCCUCGCUCGCCGACCCCUCCGGCGCAGUGCCUGCGCCCGCCGCUGAUAAAUUAAACGCAUUAGAUACCAGAAGUUCCGGUAUUGAUCUAGGGUCGGCCAAGGGCGAGGCCUCCGAGCAGCCCGAGGCCCUCGCUCAGACUCAGGAAAAACUCAUAUCAGUAAAUCAUGGAAACGGCGCGGCAGAUAACACUCCGGAAGUGCGGCAGGAAACAUUUGCGGCAGCUCACAACCCGCGGGAUUCGGGGGACCUCGGGGGCGCCCCCUCCCUCAGCCCGUUCCCUUCGAACCCUCCUUCUCCUGUCCCCUCACCCUCAGGGCUCCCCACACCCCCCCUCCAUUCCGUGACCCCCCUCCCGGGGUCUCCACCGACGCAUUCUCAGCUUCGUUCCUCAUUAUCUGUGAGUGACCCCGGCCUCCCCUCCUCGCUUCACCUCACGACGCCUGGGGUCGCGUCGACCGUGACGUCACCAGCAGCCACGCGGGGCCACACGAAUGCAGGCCUUGAUGUCCCUCUCAAAGGCUGGUCCGCGCCCGAGCAGUUAGCGCGGCGAGACGAGGCGGGCGUGCAUGGCAGGGAAGAAGCGGCCUUGCACGACCGGUGGCGAAGCAUCAUGGCAGACGGGGGAAGUGGGCUCGCUUCCUCCGGCCACGCCACCGCGCCGAGGCCGAAGAGAGAGGAGGAGAACCCAUCUCCAGAGAACACCCCCUCCGACCAUCAUGAAUACCAAGUGACUCCAGAGACACCGCCCACGACGCCCCUCGUUCUGCCUUCAUUCCAGAGGCCGACGGCUGAGGAGGGAGAGGCUGCAGCACAUCGAAGACACACUGACGCACUCGAGGAAAGAAAAGAUCCAGACACUCAAGUUAUUCCCGAUCCUGCAGAUUCGCCGCAUGCCUCCACUCCCCCCUCCUCCUCCUCCACCUCCGCACUUUCUGCCGACUUCGAUGUUAACAGCGGCUCGUCACGCAACUUUCAAGGCGACCCCGCCACGCACUACUGGCCUCGACCCGCUGACUCUCCAUCCGGGAGUGGAACAUACGCAGCGCCUGCCGGGACAUCUGACUCGCCAAUAAAAGACGCGAAUUCGUUGUCGCAAUAUGUCAUUCCGCGUAGUUCUACCUCUGCAGGGUCGCCUCGCGCUGCACCACUGCAGAGCGUUCUGCCGCACCUCGACGACGUGGAGGAAUACACGUACAUUAGUGAUGAUCCUGGCGCCUUUGAUGGCACGUUCGAUACACCUGUUGAUUCGAGUGUCAAGUCGCCUCAUCCUCAUUUUGCACCUGUUGACGUCGUCACAAACACAGGAACACUAACAACAGUCGCCACGACGGUUACUCCCGGGCCGCCUUUUGUCUCUUCAGCCGGACCGACCCUGAGUACUGCCCCCAUACCCUACUCAGCCACCGCCCUCCCCAUGACUACAGGUCACAGUAGCACCGAAGCCCCUACGCUCAUAAACCUUCGUGCAGAGGAAACACCCGGAGCGGCGCCCCGGCCCGCAGCAGCCGCCCACGACCGGGCUCCGCCAGCAGGCGUAACCUCCUCCCCUGAAACGCCCCUCGCUGAUGGGGCCAUAAACCGGAGCCAUCCGGACGUUAAUAACACAAACGUGGCUGCCUCUUAUGGGGAUUCUCUCGCUAAUCAAACUGAAUAUGGCAUAAUGCGGCAACCACAAGUAACGCCCGCUAAUAACGAUAAACUAAGAGAGGGCGGUGGAGGGGAAACAGGAGGAGGAGGAGGGGAAUCUGAGUCUCACGAACAAGUGGGGAAUUAUGAGGCCUUGGAUUCUUUUUUCGACGACAGAGAUCUUGAUUUCUUAAUCAGUGAUGAACCGCAGUCGCACGACGCAGCCCAGUCAGAGCAGGAGAAAGAAGAUAUAAAAGAGGACUUGACUGUUUCCGCUGUAGACACGGUGGACGGUUCGCCAAGGGACUUUCACGCCUCGAAUGGGGAAGGCCAGUAUCAGGCUGAUCAGAGCCGCCCUUCCGACUAUCACAAUGCAGGAGAAGAUACUCAGACACAUUCCCAGGAUGGUGUGUCCCCUCUUUUGGAUAAUGACCGUCUACUUCAAAACGAAUCUUACCAUGAUCACCCCCCUCCUUCCCAAAUGUCCAGCCUCACCCAGCCCACCUACGCCCACGAUGGUCUACCUCACGCCCCCGCCCCCACACAAGAUUCUCAGCCCCGAUAUGACAACAGAGGUGAAAACACGCAGGGAAUAGUGGGAGGAUUUUCACGGGAGGAGGACCAAAUCCCCGCGAUCUCCCAGAGAGGGGACGAUAAGCAGGACGCAGGUUAUGAGGGGCGAGAAGAAGGGGAAGAAGAGGAAGCGCCACAGCCGCACCACAGCACCGAGAACCACAGCCACAGUCGUGUCCUAGAGGACACUGUCUUGCAAGAACAACACCAGUUCGCCUCCCAUCUCUCACUCUCGCCAGGUCAUCAUAGCGGGGUAAAUAUUGAUCCUCGUAAGGAGCCACUUGAUGCCUCUCUCGCCAUUGACGGUCCGAGCCGAGAGCAAUCACCAAGUAAUGCUCACAAAGCCUCGGACGCUCCUGUUGGAAUUCCUACCAUGAUGACGGCGGACGGCGAGAUGAGGGCGGAGCCGACAACACUCUCUCCCUCCGUUUCUCAGCCUCCUUUCCGCCAGCCCCCAACCGGCUCCCAGGGGGACCUGGCGGAGGAGGGGAGGAAUGAAGGUAUCAGUACCGGUAUGCAGCGAGAGCCCUUCAGCGAGCAAGGCGAAGCUACAGUUCAAGUGUCACCGUCUUCUGCUGCCAGCGAUCCUUCUCACGCCCUCGACGCGAGUAAUGAAAUUUCUUACGAACAGGAAGAAAGCGGUUCUCUCGCCCUUCCUGUCAUCGGAGACAUCUCCCUGCACCAGAAGAAGUCAUCGAUCGUGAUGGGCGAGACAUCAUCAUCGUCAUCAGAUUCCCUGGACACGGCGACCGACAGAAUUGGAAUCAAUGACGUGACGGCCAAGGACCAUCGAGUCAAGAUAACCAGCAAGGACUUCCCCGACGACGAUCCUACUUUUACUGGGAAUCAGAGUGCGGAGGCGGGCGCGUACCCCCGGCCCUCCCCCUCGCCCCUAGACGCUCACAGCGACCAAGACACCACUCUGCAGGCGGAAUAUAAACGCCAGGAGACGCUCGAGGCAGAGUAUAAUCGUCAAGGAGGGAUAGAGACGUCGGCAGGAAGACAAUCAGUUUCUGGCUCUGUGGAAGCAUCGGGUUACAGCGAGCGUAAGAAAUUGGGGAUCGUUCCUACGGCAUCUGUAGCCAGCCAAGGACACCAUUUCCUUUCAAGAAGCAAUCAAGUGGCCGGUAAUCCCAAUCAGGAGUCUGUCCACACUCAGGUCAGCUCACGGGAUCCUGCUGGGGGAAAUAGACAAGAUCAGAUUCCUCCAUUGAGGGGGAAUUAUCAUGAGGAGGAGGAAGGAGAGGAAGACGGCUCGGAUUUUGAGUAUUAUCUAGGAAGCGAAGGUUAUGUGUACGACGGCGAAGCACCCGAUUACGACGACUCAUUCAAUGACUACGAGUAUGAAGAGGAAAACAGAAAGAAUCAAGCUUAUGAAAGAGGACACGGAUACGACGGGGAAGGCGAGGGUGAGGCAAAGGACGAACAGUCAGAAGGACAUACACACGAACAUGGCCAUGAAGAAAGACAGGAAAAUCAAGAAAAUAGUCAUUCGAAUGAACCUCCUGCUGGGUAUGACCACGAGAGUCAUUCUGGAAGUGACGGCGAGGGGACGCAAGACGAGAGUCACGUGACUUCCUACGGCGCAGGUAGUGACGAACUCGCAGGUGCUUCUCAGGACCAAGGGCACGACCAUCAACCCCCAGCAAGUCAAACGCCAGCACAGGCCCGAGGGGAAGACAGCAGCUGGCAGAUCCCAGCACCACCUGCUCAAGCGCACCAAGACCCUACCACCACGGCACGACCUGACGACCAUGUCUACCACCGGCAGGAGUUCCCUGGCAGCGCCCACGAGGGUAGCUCUCCGACCCACGGGGACAGCAGAAACACCAGCAGCUUGGCUUUCGGGAGUCCGGGUCGAGACGAAAGGACCGAGGAAGAAGAGGAGCAACACCCCGCGGAAGGAAGGAAUAUUCCUCUCGCUUCAGCAAACGACGAUGACACAUCCGCUGUCGCCGGCGGAGGGGGAUACACGGCGUGUGUGGGCGUUCACAAUAACUCUUCUCCUGUCAGCAGUGAGGGCGCGGGCGGGACUGGCGGAGGCGGGAUGGCGGGGGGAGCGGCAGGAGGCGAGGGUGGCGACGGUGACACUAUUAUGCCUCGGCGCGAACACUGGCAAUCCCAGGAUCCUCCAUGCAAAUGUCCCUGCCCGUGCGAGGGCCCCGGGGAUCCCCCCGUAAUGCCUGGACGUGUUGCGGCAAAUCUCAAUAUCGGAGAUCCGCCCAUCAGCGGCCAUCAGGAACCUACGACCACCACGACCACCACAACCAGCACAACCACUACGACCACCACGACCACCACCGCCCCUCCGACGACCUCGCCCCGCCACGACCACCCGCACCACCAUGACGAUCUGGACUUCGACUACGACAGCGAUGGGCACGACGUCCAUGUAGACCAUGAUUCGGGCUACGACAGCUCUGAAGACCACUACCACGACCCCGACCACGACUCGCACCACCGUCACCGACACCACCACGGGGACGACGACGAUUACGACGAAGACGACGAGCGAGAACGCCACCGGGGCCACACACACCCGCGCCACCCUCACCGAGAGGGCGGAGGGCGCAGGAACCGAACCCACGUCCCGCUGGUGGUGCCGGGCCGCCUGCAGUACUUCGCCACCGUCCAGUACAUCUCCACCGACGAAGGCCCCGAGACCUCCUACGACCCUCACGCCCACCAGGUCGAGGCGUGGGGCAACGGCGUCAUCCUCCCGACCGACGACGCCGAAGAGACGGACUGGUUCCUCCGCAGACCCGAUUCGACGACCUCCGCCUCGACUCCGGGAGGUACAUCUGUCAAUAGGCCUUACACGCACAUGCCCCCGGACGGCUCAUCCUUCAACCCGCUGAACCUCGGAGAGAAGAAGGAGUUCAACCUUGCUCCUUACGGCUACUGGAACAUCCACUUGACCCUGAAUGACCCCACGGAUCUGAGGAUUGUUCUGAGCGUCCCAAGGGGUACCAACCUCGGCCUGUACGCCCGCAAAGGGAAGCUGCCGACCCACACCCAGCACGACAUCAUGAAAAUCUUGAGGGGCAACCGGCAGAGGGACAUCCGGGCAUCCCCCGUGAGUACGCCGGUGAGCAUGGUCGAGCUGACCGUCGAGGAGGUGCUGGAGGCAGGUGAGUGGUUCCUCUCGAUCUACAACGACGACGGCGACCCCCACCAGGUGAACUUGGUGAUCACGCGAGGCCCGGGCGGAGGAGAGUGCCCGCAGAGGUGCCACGAGAGGGGGAACUGCAUCCUCGGCAGGUGCCAGUGCGCCCCGGGAUACAGCGGCAUCGACUGCUCUCAAGUGCUCUGCCCCAUUUUGUGCUCCGGCCAUGGCGCCUAUGUGGGAGGGCAGUGCAUCUGCCACCCCGGAUUCAAGGGCAAGGAGUGCCAGCUUCGACACCACGAGUGUGAGGUGCCAGACUGCCACGGCCAAGGGCACUGCGUGGAUGGGCGCUGCAAGUGUGCCAAAGGAUACACCGGGGAGUUUUGUCAGACAGUGGACUGCCCGAACCCGAAGUGCUCAGGCCACGGGUGGUGCGUGAUGGGGACCUGCGUGUGCCAGAAGGGAUGGCGGGGCGACGACUGCUCCGAGAUGGACGUGGAUGCCCAGCAGUGCCUCCCCGACUGCAGCGGCCACGGGGCUUUCAGCAUCGAGGCCCACGCGUGCGUGUGCGAUCAUCUCUGGACUGGCUCUGAUUGCUCCAAGAAGGCGUGCUCGCUGGACUGCGGGCCGCACGGCAUCUGCGAGAACGACGCUUGCACCUGUGACGAAGGCUGGACAGGUGCCAAUUGUUCGGAGCGCUUGUGUGAUCCCAGGUGCAGCGAACACGGCCAAUGCAAGAAUGGGACGUGCGUGUGCAUGGCGGGCUGGAAUGGGCGUCAUUGCACCCUCUCGGGAUGCCCUGGGAACUGCCGGAACCGAGGCACGUGCGACGCCGACCAGGAGGGCGUGUGGAAGUGCCUGUGCCAGCCCGGGUGGGACGGACCCGACUGCUCGGCCAUGCUGGAGACCCAGUGCAGCGACGGCGUGGACAACGACAGAGACGGCCUCAUGGACUGCCAGGACCCCGAGUGCUGCACCCAGCAAGCCUGCCAGGACUCCCAACUCUGCGUCAGCCGCUCCACCCCGAUGGACAUCCUCCUCCGGAAGCAGCCUCCGGGAUCGACCGCCUCCUUCUUCGAGAAAAUGCGGUUCCUCAUCGAGGAGGACUCGCUCCAGCACUUCUCGGGCGAGUUCAACAAAAGUGUUAUUUGGAACCACUUCCACCCGAGGAGAGCAGCUGUGGUUCGUGGCCGGGUCGUCACGAAAGCUGGUCGGGGCUUGGUCGGCCUUCGCGUCGGGACAAGCAAUAAUAACGAAGGCUUUACUCUUACUCGUCGGGACGGCUGGUUUGACAUCAUGGUCAACGGAGGCGGGGCGGUGGGCUGGGCUUGGCCUUCACGUCGAAGCAAACCCCCUAUCCGAGUGAUGGUACCAUGGAAUGAGAUGGUGGUCCUCGACGACAUCGUGAUGACCGUGAGCGGUGUCCCGGGACACAGCGAUCGCUCGGACGACUACCACGACCACAAGCAGCGGCGCCUCGGUUCGUCGCACUGCCCGCUGCACGAUUACGACCUCCUCAAGCCGGUGUCGCAUGGCCACAUGCAGAAUGGCUUCCAGAGGGGAGUGUCCGAGCGGGUGGACGCCAUCCUGGUGGAGGCGCAGGCGGUGCAGGAAUCCGUUCGCAUCCCCGGGACGGGACUUUACCUCGUGUACCACUCCUCAAGGGCCAACGGCUACGAGUCCACGCUGCGCCUCCAGCUGACGCCUGACCGCAUCCCGUCCUCCCUGCGUCGCGUCCACCUGCGGAUCGUCCUCGAGGGCAUUCUCUUCCGCAAGGUGUUGUUCGCAGGCCGACCCGCCGGCAUCAAGUUCACCUACGCCUGGAACCGCAUGAACGUGUACAGGCAGAGCGUGUACGGCGUGACGGUGGCUCGCGUGUCCGUGGGCUACGAGCACGAGAACUGCCCCAAGAUCAUCUGGGAGCACCAGACGGCGCGGGUGGCGGGAUACGACCUCGCCAUCUCCAGCGUGGGCGGAUUCAACCUGCAUGUGCAUCACGCUUAUAAUUUCCAUCAGGGGAUCUUGCAGAAGGGCGACGGCCAGAACAUCCACCUGGCGGGCCAGGCACCUGGUGACGACCCUCCUGGGCACGGCGAGCAGCGGGAGGUGAACUGCGGCAGCCGCUGCGAGGGCCGCGCCGAGCACUCGCCGCUGCACGCCCCGACGUGCCUCGCCGCCGCGCCCGACGGCUCGCUCUACGUCGGCGACUUCAACCUCAUCAGGAGAGUCAAGCCCGACGGCACCGUCAUCACGGUGGCCAAGCUCAACGAGACGCGCGUCUCCUACCGCUACCACGUGGCCGUCUCCCCCCUGGACGGCUCUGUGUACGUGAGCGACCCCGAGGCCCACCAGGUGCUGCGUCUGGAGAACACGGAGGGCGUGACAGACCCCUUGCGUAACACCGUCACCGUCGUGGGUUCGGGGCAGCGCUGUCUCCCCGGGGAUAGGAACCAGUGCGGCGACGGAGGGAUGGCGAGACACGCGCGCUUGACCUAUCCCAAAGGUCUGGCCAUCUCGUCAUCGGGCGAAAUCUACAUCGCCGACGGGACGAAUAUCCGCGUCGUGAGUCCAGCCGGCGAUAUCCACACGCUGAUCGGAGGCCACGACCACCGCUCCCACUGGGCUCCCGUCCCUUGCAACGGCACCAUCAACAUCGACCAGUUGCACCUCCGCUGGCCCACCGAGCUGGCCAUAUCUCCUCUCGACGGCUCCCUUCACAUCCUUGACGACCACUUGGUGCUUCGCGUCACGCCUGAUAAUCGAGUGCAGGUGCUGACGGGUCGGUCCCUGAACUGCCCCUUGCCGCCCCACGAGCCCUCAGACAUGUCCCAGACGGCCCUGCUGCUCAACCCUCAGUCUAUUGCCUUCUCGCCGCAGGGUGAGCUGUACAUCGCGGAGAGCGAUACGCAGCGGAUCAACCGCGUCCGCAUCAUUACCAGCGACGGCCGCAUCAGCACCUUCGCCGGCGCGGACCCCGGCUGCAACUGUCGCGACGCCACCUGCUACUGCCAUACCUAUGACAACGUGUCGGCGACGUCGGCCAUCUUCUCGUCGAUCUCGUCCAUUGCUGUCACUCCUGACAGCGUCUUGCACGUGAGCGACCAGGCAGGGUACCGCGUGCGCUCCGUCAGGUCCCUCCUGCCGGAGCUCAAUGAGCGCAAACAGUACGAGAUCUUUUCUCCUGACACGCAUGAGGUGUACGUGUUCAACCGCUUCGGGCAGCACCUGGAGACCCACAACCUGGUCACGGGCCAGACAAUCUACAAGUUCUCGUACAGCGACAACUCCAACACGGGCAAGCUGCUCACAGUCACGGAUUCGGCCGGCAACCGCUUCCAGAUCAUUCGCGAUCGCGUCGGCUUCGUCAAGGCCAUCGAGAACCCACAGAAGCAGCGCGUCCAGAUCACGCUGUCCAUGAUGAAGAUGCUGCAGCAGCUGGUGGCUCCCGACGGCUACAACAUCACCUUCAACUACCACGGGGCGACAGGAUGCAUGCGCUCCAAGGUCGAGGCGGUGGGCAGGUCCUACAGCUACGAGUACGAUGCCCAGGGACGUCUCACCCAGGCCGUCCUGCCCACCGGCCAGGUCAUCCACCUCAACUUUGACCUGAGUGUGCGCGGUGCAGAGGUGACCGUGACCAGGGAUGGCAAGGAACCUGUCAUUACAAGGCUCAGGGGCAACACCUUCAAUCAUACAUCAGGUCCCGUGGAGGCUCUAGCAGAAAUGGGAGGCCAAGGACCGCUGAGAAUCCUGACCGCAUGGAAGCACGAGGUGUCGCUCGAACGCACCGCCUACCGAGUGCUGGAGUCGACGAGUCCCACCUCGGCUGAGAUGUUCCCCGUUCUGUCCCGCCAGCAGACGCACAUCAGCGGCAACACGGUCAACCGCUACGAGUGGAGCUACUCGCCCGCCACGACAACCGACAGCCACAAUGGCAUGAAGGUCUCUGGCACUCUCAGGGUGAACGGAGCCGACCUCCUGACCCUGAGCUACGACCCUGUGUCUUCCACCGAAGCGCUCCUCUCCGUCUCGGGCCACAUGCUCGUCAACAUCACCUAUGACCACCUCGGCAGACCCAUCCGCUGGGUGCCUGUGGCCCCUCUGGUGGCCAGCAACGUCACUUACGACCACUGGGGCCAUAUCACCAGCUGGGUCAGGGGAAACCUCUCCGAGGACUAUUAUUACGACGAUUUCCUCAGGCUGGUGGCGGUCGUGUACGCCGACGGCAAGGAUGUCAAGUACGAAUACCGCAGCCACUUCACUAAGCAUGGUCAUUUCCUCACGCAGCCCGAGAAGGUCACUCACCCGAGCGGAAGGGCCUACGGCCUGGUCUACGAUGACGCGGGGUCGCUUCGGGAGGUCGUGACGCCCCGCGGCUCCGCUUACACCCUUCAGCUCUCGACCUCUCUCGGCUUCUACAGGCUGAGGCUGGCGCUGCCCAUCGACAGCAUUGCCCUGCAGAUGCGCCUGGACGAGGAAGGGCGCGUUCUGGCCAUCACGCUGCCCGGGCGCGGCGGCACGCUGCUCUACGAGUACAACGACGCCGGCCAGGUCACCGCCGAGCUCUACGGCCACGGCCUCACCGAGUACUCCUACUACGACACGGGCCUCAUGCGCAACGCCAAGACGAAGCACAGCCACUUCGACCUCCGCACCGAUUACCACUACCACGGCGGCCUCAUGAAGGAGAUGAAGCUGCGCUACGGCCCCAAGAGCAACCUCCACAACGCCAAGCUGCGCUUCCAGUACGACGGCUCGGCGCGCCUGCGCAAGGUGGAGGGAGAGGUGGACUCCACGCCUCUCGCGGAAAUGUACAUUCGCUUCGACAAUCAGACGGGCGUCCUCCAGGGUAUCAGUGACCUGCGCAUCAUCAGGAACAACAUCCUCGAAACGAUGAUUCAGAACCCGAAGAAACACUACGUCAACACGCGCAAGCAGGACAACUACGGCCGCCUUUCCGAGGUCUUCAUGACGCUGGGAGACCGGAUGGUGUUCCUCAUGCAGCUGAAAUAUGACAACCGCAACCGCAUUUCCGAGCGGGUGAUCGAGGUGGCCGGGCGGCGCGAGGGCCUCAACAUCACGUACAUGCCCGACGGCCAGAUCCUGGGCGCCAACGGGAAGGUCAUCUGGCUCUACAGCUACGACGAGAACGGGAACGUCAUCAGCUACUCGGAGAAGAGCUUCCGCACCAACCUGCAGUACGACGAGUGCGACCGCGUGACCAUGGUGGGCACGAGCGAGGUCGAGUACGACGAGCGCGGCUUUGUGAUCCGCAUCGACAACCAGAACUUCGACUUCAACACCAAGGGUCAGCUGGUGGCGGCCUGGGACAGGGAGCAGACCUGGUCCUUCAGGAUCGGCUACGACCACUUCGACCGCGUGUCGGUGUACGAGGACCACCACGAGAACAUCACGCAGCUCAUCUACGGGCGUCCCGACCAGCCGCACCUGGUGACGCACCUGCACAACCCGCGCUCCGGCGCCACCACGACGCUGCUCUACGAUGACAUGAACCACCUGAUCGCCGUCGACCAGCCGGACGGAAGGUACUUCGUGGCCACGGACCAGAACGGAACCCCCAUCGCCUUCUUCAACGACAUGGGCCUCCUCAUCCGGAAGCAGGCAUGGAGUCCCUUCGGCAAGUUGCUGGACGCCUCCGGUGAAAAUAUGUGGGUCGGCAUCGGCCCCUGGGGAGGCUUCCUGGAGCCUGUGACGGGCAUAGUGGUCCUGAAGGGCCACGCCUAUCACCCGCAGCUCCUGCAGUGGCUGACUCCACAGUGGGGGCACCUGACGCAGACCACACGCCAUGUGACGGACGUCUUCGUCUACAGGUUCAUGAACAACAACCCAUUCAAUCCACAAGACCGACUCCUCAGGCAUUACUACACAAACGUAUCCGAGUGGCUGGAGCUUUACGGCAUCGAGCUCCGCCUGGUCCUGGGCUCCGAGUACCACGAGGACACGAUGGUCAAGCCGCGCGCCGUGGUCUCCGUGGACACCCUGGGCGCCUCGGAGGUGGUGAGCGGCCUCUGGUGCCAGUACCGCGCGGGCGUCCGCCACCUGCACGGCCUCAGCUUCUUCUCGCAGUCGCACAUCCAGCGCCAGAUGGGCACGUGGAACGGCGCGCCCAUCUCGCGCCAGGCGUCCAUCUUCGGCCCGGGCGUGCUGGUCUCCAACAUCGACGGCCGAGUGCUCGUCACCGGCGUCGGCGACGACGACUUCGCGGGCGUCAUCGGCGACGUCAUCCGAACCGUGCUCAACAACUCCAUCAUCCUGGACGUGAGCUCCACCCAGAACGGCCUCGACACCUUCUACUUCAUCAAGGACAACCGCAAGCGAGCCGGCGAGGACAUGCAGCACCUGCGGCGCCUCUCGGGCAUCUUCAACAUCUCGGACAGCGAGUCGGAGCGCGGCCACGAGAUCCGCAUGUCAACGCCCACGGCCAACCUGGUCAUCAUGUACGGCGAGCGAGUGCAGCGCGCCCGCAAUCGGGUGCUGGACGAGAUGGAGCAGCGGGCGGCCAGGGUGGCGUGGCAGCGCGAGGUGGCGCUGGUGAGCCUGGGGCGCCCUGGCACGCACAACUGGUCCCCUCAGGAGGCGGCGGAGCUCGUGCGCGAGGGCCGCGUGCCGGGCUACGUGGCCACGCACCUGCACCCGGCCUCCCGCUACCCGCUCCUGGCCGCCGACCCCUCCAACAUCAUCUUCAAGCACGAGACCUCCCGCAAGCGCCGCAAGAGCCGCAGAAAGGGCCGAAAAAGGAGCUGGCGGCAGCGCAAGAAAGGUGGUGCAUACGAGCAGACAUGAAGAGCUAAACGCUAGGCUUUAGCAGCAAUGCUGUACCGCUGAACUUCCAGGCAUACGCUACUGAAUCUGCCUUUGUCGACAGAUUGUGAUAUAAUUGUACAUAUUAAAUGUAAACUUAACAGAGUUUCGAUAUAUACGCAUACUGAGUGCGGUUUUGUUCUUUCUAUAUGAGGUGAAUUAAGAAUGUAACUUUCAUUAUUAUCAUCAUAUUAUAUUCGGUGUUCUUGAGAACCCCAACUGAAACCCAUAUAUCAAGUAUGACGACUUUUGAUGUUCCUUUCAUGUGGUUUUUACCUCCGACUGUGUCAUGCGGUAAUCCUACUGUAAAAAUAUGUCAUGUAUUAUGUAAAGUAAAAUAAUGAGUUUUUAAUAAACAUUUCGAUGUACAUUUA
Messenger RNA from Penaeus vannamei (Pacific white shrimp), 13478 nucleotides. The record is from RefSeq and is a predicted model, not a curated record. Lineage: Eukaryota; Metazoa; Arthropoda; Malacostraca; Decapoda; Penaeidae.